This is a messenger RNA of Rotaria sp. Silwood2, 951 nucleotides long. The record is from the annotation of a GenBank genome assembly. NCBI's taxonomy places the organism in Eukaryota, Metazoa, Rotifera, Eurotatoria, Philodinida, Philodinidae.
AUGGAACAAAAACAGAUGAACAAUGCUCUAACUUCUCAAAUUAAACAAUUCGUCAAACCAAUCAAUGCAAAUGAAAAAGAAUUUCUCAGAAACAGUGAGAAACAACGAAAGAAAAUGGAUGAUGUGCCAAUUAAUCAAGCACAACAAUCUAUCGAACAUACGAGCAUGAAUGAACAUAAAGUAGAUGACGAAAACAGUAUUACAAUUACUGAAAAUCGACGACUUUUCAAACAAAUUCAAACGAAUAAUGAAUUAGCUACUGAAAAUAUAGAAUUGCAAAAGCAAUUAGAAGAUUAUCAAAGAGAACAUGAACAGCAAUUGAAAGAAAUGACUAAACUCUUAGCAGAAUUAAAAGAGAAGAAAUUGAAUUCGUUCGAAGCUAUCGAAGCACAUGAUAAAAAAGCAAAAGAAGCACUUAUUCAAUUAGCAAAACAAGCUAAACCAAUUGGUAUGGAAGGGAAUAAUAUUGCUCUUUUUGGUUUAACAUCAACAGGAAAAUCAACAAUGUUAAAUAGUCUUCUUGGUGAAAAGAAAGCUGCAACAGGUGUUGGUGAAACAACUGUAGAAGUUGCAUCUUAUCCUGGUAGAGAUUUUAUUCUUUGGGAUAUUCCUGGUCGAAAUGAUGAAUUAUCAUAUAUGAGUUUGCAAUAUAUAUCAUUCUUCAAAGGAUUAACACGACGUCUUAUUCUUAUUCAACAUACAGUAAAAGAAAAUUCGAGUAUAAUGAAAUUAUUAGAUGCUAUUGGAAUCAAAUAUGAUAUUGUUGUUAACAAAAUGGAUCGUGUUGAAGAAGAAGAACGAGCAGAAUUUUGUGAUCAAAUACGAAAAGAAAUUGCAAAAAUUGGGUUGAAAAGUGUAGGACAUGUGUUUUUUGUUAGUGCUAAAUAUCCAGCACAAUUUCCAGACUGGCUUCAAAUGGUCAAUUAUUUAACAGAUUCUUCAAAAAAAUAA